GAGGUACCGCACGUAUACGGCUUCUUGAAUCCGUUAGGCAGUGACUACCCGGUUCCAUCUUUCAAAUUAACAACACACGUCCCCACAGUAACAUUGCUGCAUUCGAACUGCGUACAGAUCUCGAAAAUGGAGUUUCUGUGGUUUGAGAACCUCACGCUGGGAGUAGCAAGCAAGAGUGAUCCGCUUUUCCAUGUUGUCAAGCGUCCUUGGAUCUCGGCUACCCUUCGCCGCUAGUCACACACAGGUCGUCGCAGUGUCACACAGCCACGGUACCACUACCAGGCCAGUGGCCACCAGCGGCGUCGCCGAGCCGGCCGCGUCCGUCCAUGGCGCGCCCCGGCAGCCGCCCGCUGCCGCCGGCCAGCACCGAGCCGCGGGCGGCAGCCACUCUCCCGCGGCCCGGGUCCGCCUCCCGCCGCCGCGCCCGCAGGGUCCGCGUCCAGAGCCCCUCUCUCGCGGCCGUCCGCCGGGGUCCCGCCCCGCCGACGCCGACGCCGACGCCACACCCUCCUCCGGAGACCCCGCCGGUCCGGUGGCCCCUAGACGCGGGCGAUCGCUCUACCCACCGUCCCGGCGCGGGCGCUGCCCUAUCGGUGAGGGAGAUCGCCGCGGCGCUGUGGCGAAUGCUCCAGCCACCGCCGCCGCCGCCGCCGCCGCCGGGGCCAGCGAGGGCGCCACGGAGGGCUCAGUCCAGUUCGAAGCGCCCACACACGCCUGAUCAUUGUCAGCACUAUAAAGCACUUGUCCAGGGCAGGACAGGGAAUAAGACUGUUAACAAUGUCCCACAUGAGAUGGAAGCUCAUUCUGCAGUGCGUCAAAUAGAAACAGAAAUGGCAACAAAGUGGAACCAUCAAUUCAUGAAAGCUUCCCUGAGUGCAGAUUAUGAUUACAUUGAACGCAAACAGAGGGAUGCUGGUAGAGAAAUCUAUACACUGAGGGAGGAGCUUGUGGUGGCUCAGGACCGGAUUCAUGAGCUUGAAGCAGAGUGUCGAUCUACAAAGAAGCAACUUGAUCACUUGGCGAAGAAUAUUUCAGAGGAAAAGGCUUCUUUGAAGAGCAGGGAACAUGAUAAGUUUCACCACAUCUUAGACGCAGUUAAGGAAGAACUGAACCGGGAGAGGAAACAGCGACAUCGGGCAGAAAUGAUGAACUCCAAACUGCUCAACGAUCUAUCUGAGAUGGAGUUAGCUGCAAAGCGUUAUUCACGAGAUUAUGAGAAGGAGAGGAAGGCACGGGUGCUCAUGGAAGAGGUUUGUGAUGAACUAGCGAAGGAGAUCACAGAAGACAGAGCUGAGGUUGAGGCUAUGAGAAGUGAAUCGAUGAAGAUCAGAGAUGAAUUGGAGGAAGAGAAGAAGAUGCUCCAGAUGGCUGAGGUUUGGCGUGAAGAGAGGGUACACAUGAAGCUUGUCGAUGCAAAACUGACACUUGAGAAUAAGUAUUCUCAGCUGAGCAUGCUUCAGAAUGAACUUGAGGAUUUCCUUCGUUUCCAUCCAGGCUGUAAUAUGGAAAAGGGCACAGUAAGGGAAGCAGAGAGGCUCAAAGAAGCAAUCUGCUCUUCGAAGAUAAAUGGCAUCAAGGAGUUUUCGUACAAACUCCCUCCUCCUUCAGAAGACAUCUAUGCUGUAUUCGAAGAACUAAAGCAAAGAGAAGAUACUGCUGAGAAGGUGAUUGUGCAAUGUAACGGAAAUAGACCAAAGGGUCGUGCAUCAAGGGCCCAAACAGCAAGUCCUGAAACGGACAUGUUCUUGGAGAAUCAACCAAGCAGAUAUUGCAAUCAGCCUCGCACCCGAAAUGAGGCGGCAGAAGAUGAUAGUGAAUGGGAAGCUGUAAGCCAAGUCGAGGAGAACGGGUCUAGUAAUUCACCAGGGGGAAGCGAACCGUCUGUGAAUGGCUUCUGUGGAGAAAACGAUGCUUCAGUGAGUGGAACCGAUCGGGAUGAAAACUGCGACAACGAUCAGGCACGUAGUGAGAUCAGUGAAGUCUGUUCAAUAGCAGCAGGUUGGUCUCAUAAUAAAAGACCAUUCGUCGGACUAUGGAGAUCAUCAAGCACUGCGCACCGAAAAUCAAUGGGAUCCAGUACACUCAACGGUAGAUCAUCAAACGCCAGGAUGUCAAAUCUCACCGAAUCCCCUGACCUGAAGAGCAGCGAAGUGUGUGGUAGUCCGCGCGUCACAGGGCAGUGGAGGCCAGACCUGCUAAACCCGGACAUCGUUCGAGCUAUAAAAGGAUGCAUCGACUGGUCCCAUGGAGCGCAGAAGCACGGCUUGAAGUCCGAGAUUCUGGAGGCAAGGAUUGACGGCAGUAAGGUCCAGCUGCGCCAAGCAUUGAAGCAGAAGAUAUAAGCGUGGUCGGUCGGUCACGUUCUUGAAGGGAAGCAAAGAUAUCAUGGUGCGCCUGUUGACGAGGCAUCUUCAGCUGGAGGUCUGGAGGAGCAGGCAGCGCCCCGCCCCGGCAGGCCGCCACCGCGAGAGGAAUUGCUGCAGCACAGCAGUGGUUGUUAGAUUUGGCUGUACCCAAUCAAUCGAUGCCUCACGGCCCCCAUCUGCUUCCUUAGUGUACUAAAUUGUAAUCACACGCCUGUCCUGUGUAGAAAUAUAUUAAGUUUAAUCAGUAAAAGCAAUGAAAUCAUUCGACCA
This is a messenger RNA of Zea mays, 2636 nucleotides long. RefSeq lists its product as uncharacterized. The record is from RefSeq and is a predicted model, not a curated record. NCBI's taxonomy places the organism in Eukaryota, Viridiplantae, Streptophyta, Magnoliopsida, Poales, Poaceae. The transcript has 3 exons. The coding region runs from base 327 to 2342 and encodes 671 amino acids.